AACCCUCUACCCCGUCCCUCUCUCUGUCUCUCUCUACUUUUCUCUCUCAUGCACAAAUUCCCUGCAUUGCCCUCAGCCGCCUCCCUGCAUUGACGCACCAGUCCAAGUGCGGGAAGCAAGGCAGCUUACUCUUUUUACUCAGAUCACAGCUAGAAAGAGUGUAAUUCAGACGCAGUACGUCAGCUUCUCAAAGGGUUUUUGAAGAGAGAAUGGAGCUUUUGGAAGUCAUUGUCGGACGAAGUUGCAGCAGAAUCAGCUUCUGUUUCAGUGGAUAGUGAUCUUUGUUUUUGUGUGUGAGAGAGAGAGAGAGAGAGAGUUAAAGUGGGAGUAGUUUUGCUUCGUUGAUUUUGGAGGGUUGUGAUCGAUUGGUUUCGGCGUUGGAGGAGAUCGGAGGGAUGGCGAUGGCGGAGAAUGAAGGUGGGCCCGAUAAGAAGGAGGCGGGAAGUGGGCCCAAGUCUCCGUGGAAGAGGCCGGUUGGUGAUGCCAAGGGCGGUAGUGAUGCUCCGGUGAUGGGCGCGGAGUCAUGGCCUGCUCUGUCCGAUGCUCAGCGACCGAAGAAUACGGAUUCUGCUGUGAAGCCGCUGGUGGCGGUGGCCACGGCCGCUGUGGAUGGGGUUGCUCCGCCUCCUCCGCCGCCUUCUGCUGGGGUGCAGGUGGGUCAGAUUUUAGUGCUUGUUACCCGUCGCCCUUUACUAAAUGAACUGGGAUGUGAUUGUUCAUCUACUUAUUUUCAUCACUAUUUCUUUUGUUAUAUUAUGUUUGUAGUGUUAUAAUUGGAAAGAAAGAUUUGUGUGAGUUUUUAUGUGGGUUUUGGUUUGAGAAACUUGGAGCUUUCGCGAGCUUGCUAAGUUUUUCUGAAGCAUUACAUUGGGUUUGUUUAUGUUUCGAAAUAUUUCUAAAUAUUAAUAUUUUGUGAACUUACUACCUUUGGAGGACCUUGGGGAGCCAUUCAUGGACGUUAACUAAAUUUGUCUGUGGAAGCCUCCUUUCUGAUUCUAUAUUCAGUAGCAUUAUUAUUGAAAAAAUCAUCAAUAUAACUAGUUCUGGGGAACAAGUCACGGAUAGUUUUAUUUCUCACUGUGUGAUUGCAAUGGAAGGGACGGUUGAAAAAUGCUGGCAGUUAAGUGGGCGAGAAGAUUUCAGCACCCAGCUUCAUGAUUAUCUUGCAUUCUAUGGGGAGUGCUUAGGUCUGAGUAUCUGGUAACAUAUUUCUAUGGAAGCCCUUGCUUGUUAUAUCAUUUGCAAGUGGAAGAUCAGGAUUGGAAGAUUUGAGUACGAGCAAUCUAGAUGUUGAAGAUUGCUAAGAUGUAUCAAAUUGGAUCAUCUGGGCAACAAAAAUCCCCUAAUCCCUCACACAAGCAUUCACAGUUUCGUCAUCACAAAUCAGGCUCAAAGCGCAAUGGGAAUGUUGCACCCCCUUAUCCUGUACCCUUACCUUAUCAUCAACCACCGGUUCCACCAGUUUUUCAUACUAUGCUUCCUGCACCGCAUAUACCUGUUUCUGGUUAUGCUUACCAGCCUUGCCCUGGACCCUUUCCGGGUGUUGAAACUUCUCUAGUCAAGUCUGGAUGUGAGACACCCAUGCAAACGUUUGUCCCACCUGUUCAUGGCAUGGACACUAGUAGAAGCAUUCAGCCUCAACCACGAGGAGAUCCUAGUGCUUAUGCUGUCAAUUUUCCUAAUAGAAGACCUAAUAUGCAAGAACCUGUUGGUCAUUUUAAUCACGUAUGGCAUCCUCAGAGAGCAUUUAGUUCUGGAAAUAACAUUCAUAUGCCGCAAGGUAUUGGGCCAAGGCCUUUUGUGAGGCCUCCAUUUUUUGGUCCAUCUCCAGGUUUCAUGGUUGGACCAAGCUUUCCUGGUCCUGCAUCUGUAUAUUAUCUUCCUGCUCCUCUGCCUCCAGGUUCUAUAAGGGGACCACAUCCACCCCGGUUCAUUCCGCAGCCUCUUGCUCCAGGACCUCCUAUGCUACAACCGGAGACUGUAGCUCUGAAGGCUAACAUUGUAAAACAAAUUGAAUAUUAUUUCAGUGAUGCAAAUUUGCAGAAUGACCAUUACUUGAUUUCAUUGAUGGAUGACCAUGGAUGGGUACCUAUAUCCAUCAUUGCAGACUUCAAACGGGUCAAGAAAAUGAGUACAGACAUACCACUUAUUCUUGAUGCCCUGCAGAGUUCGAGUACUGUGGAAGUGCAGGUUGACAAGAUACGAAGACGUGAUGAGUGGGCAAAGUGGCUUCCGACUUCUGCUGAGCAUAAAGCUGAGGCUCCCAAGGGUCAGCCUGUGGAUGAGGUUGGCAAUUCUCUUAAGAAUAGCGGGUUCAGUGAUGAUGGUGCAACUGAUCCAUCUGUUGGGAAUGUUGAAUUUUCAUCAAGUAACGGAUAUGUAGCCAAGCACUUCCCAUCAAAAGGAGAUUUUUCUGAAGAACGGCAGAAUAGCACUGAAGAAAAUGCGAGUGAGAAGGUUCUUACUGAUUGUGGAGCACAGACAUCAAAUGAAGGAAAUGGUGUUUUAGCUGUUAGAUUGGUGUCUCAGUUAACCAGAGAGUUCUCUGACAUUGGCACUUCUUGUGACUCUUCGGAAGGAAUUGAGUCAGCAAGAUUCAAUAAACCUCAGAAUGAAAGUUUGCAAAUGCAAUCUGACAUGGCCAUACGGAAUCUAAGUGACCUCUCAAAUGACUUUGCAAGUGCUUUCUUGCUGGAUGAAGAAUUAGAACUGGAGCAGAAAACAGUAAAGAAGGAUCCUUUUUCAAUUAGAAGGAUUGAUGAUGAAGAUGAUGAGGUGGCUGUCAAUGACCAGGAUCUUCAGAGACUUGUAAUUGUUACCCAGAAUAGCAUGAUGGGUGAAGGAUCUAAAACUGGAGGGAAAGAAUCAAAAUUCAUUACCAAGGAGCUUGCCUCUGCAAUAAACGAUGGCCUUUGCUUUUAUGAGCAGGAACUGAGAUCCAGGCGCUCAAGUCGCAGAAAGAAUAACUCAUUUAUUGAUAAUAGAGAUGGAAACCCGAGAUCUUCCCGCAAUGCUGCAGGACUAUCAAAUCAAAAGGCUGGUGAAAAUUCUGCUGGAAACAGCGGAUAUGAGGAGUCUGGGAAUGCUAAUCCUCGAAGGAAGCACAAUAAAACUUUUCCCAAGCAACAGUUGUCCCAUAAGCAGCGUUUGUUUUCUAGCAACUUCAAGAAUUUAGGAAAUGGUCGUAACUCCCUCGGUGUUAUGUCCGAUAGUCCACCAAGUGACUCAGUAGGUUUUUUCUUUGGUUCUACACCACCUGAAAGUCAUGGGCUCUGGCCUUCAAAAUUGAGCGUUUCACCUCAUGGGAUUCUUUCUGGUGGUAGUAGUUCACCCGUGGGUUCCCUGCCAAAAUCAUUUCCACCGUUUCAGCAUCCAAGUCAUCAGCUUUUGGAAGAAAAUGGUUUCAGACAGCAGAAGUAUCUGAAGUAUCACAAGCGGUGCCUAAAUGAACGAAAGAAGUUGGGAAUUGGUUGCAGUGAGGAGAUGAAUACACUUUACAGAUUUUGGUCAUAUUUCCUUAGAGACAUGUUCAUUGCUUCAAUGUAUGAUGAAUUCCGGAAAUUGGCUCUGGAAGAUGCUGCUGCUAAUUAUAAUUAUGGAGUAGAAUGCCUUUUCAGGUUCUAUAGUUAUGGUUUGGAGAAGGAAUUCAGAGAAGAUCUCUAUAAGGAUUUUGAACAGCUGACCCUUGACUUUUACAAUAAGGGGAAUAUUUAUGGCCUUGAAAAAUAUUGGGCAUUUCAUCAUUACCGUGGGGGACAUGACCAAAAACCGCCUUUAAGGAAACAUCCAGAAUUGGAUAGGUUGCUUAGGGAAGAGUACCGUAGCUUGGAUGACUUCCACCGUGCCAGAGACAGAACUACUACCAUUAAAGAAAACAACCAUUAGCCAGCAGUGCCCAUUUUCCCCAGCAGCAAUGAAAUGAUGGAAACCCAAUUUUGAGUGAGAGAAUUCAACAGCUUAAAGGAGAGCUAAAGUAAGCGGCCUAUUUUUGGUUUGGGCGCUGAGUAUGGUUUUUGUAUAUUGUAUAUUACGCACCAAUGAGAACUGCUGACUGGUGAGUUUUUGCCUGCAGUGGUUUCCUUUUUGGCUCUCUUAAGUAUUACCCUUUUCUUUUUUUUUUUUGGAUUGUAAUCUGUACAUAUGGAGGAACCUGCAGAAUUAAACCAUAAGGAAAAAAAAAAGGAAAAAGAAGAAAAGUAGAAAGGAAAAAUAAAAAAAAAAAAAAACUGCAGUUUGGAUUUGUGAAAAUUAAUAAUAAGAUAUUGAAAAUUAUACUUUGAGAA
This is a messenger RNA of Malania oleifera, 4283 nucleotides long. RefSeq names its product la-related protein 1A. Bases 1288 to 3885 code for a protein of 865 amino acids. Gene Ontology annotation, molecular function: RNA cap binding. The record is from RefSeq and is a predicted model, not a curated record. NCBI's taxonomy places the organism in Eukaryota, Viridiplantae, Streptophyta, Magnoliopsida, Santalales, Ximeniaceae. The transcript is spliced from 14 exons. Gene Ontology annotation, biological process: mRNA stabilization.